GUGGGCAGAGCCAUUAGAGACCAGAUCUUCCGGGCGCUGAGUGUGCCAGGGAAGGGGGUGGCCCUUCCAGGUCCAGCAGAGGUUGGGCAGAGGGUGCUGAUGCUGCUUUCACCCCUCCUCUGUGGGACACCAGCGCCUCCACAGACAAAGGCUUCUCAGCAGCACCAGGUCCACCAGGGAAAUUCGAGAGGGUGUCUUCAUGUUUGCCACCUGCUUCUGAAGCCUUAGAAGCCUAGAGAGCCUUCAGCAUGGGCGUGCAGUGGCUUCUGGCUGCUGGGAUUCUCCUGGCUGCUCUCUGGAUGGUCUCAGCUUCCUCCCUGAGCCUUCCUUCUACUCGCAAAGACACCGGCUGGCCUCCCUCAGCCCCUGGCAUGUCCGCUUUGCAAGGCAACAGCAAGAAGACACUCGUGUCACUGAACAUCCUGCAAGCCAUCAUUGAUGGAGUCUCCCUGUCAGCGGAGAGGAAAGGGGAGACUCCCAGCACAAGGGUAGAAGCCCUCUCUCCUGAGGACUCAGUCUCCUCUACCCCAGGACCCAGUCACAUGACCCGCUCCGUGACUUUCACAAUCACCAAUGAAGUCUUCUCAGCUGCACUCUUGAACCCUGACUCCUGGAAGCACCAGCUGCUGCAUAAGAUCAUCCACCACCAGGUAAGUGCCCCUCCUCCGGUGUGCAGGUGGCCAGUGAGGCAAAGUGAGGCAGAGUUCCUGCAGCCAAAACCAAAUCUGCCUCCGCCUUGGUUCUGGAACCAUGGAUGCCCUAGCCGGCAAAGAUGA
Cercocebus atys (sooty mangabey) is the source of this 776-nucleotide messenger RNA. RefSeq names its product taste receptor cell protein 1-like. The transcript is spliced from 5 exons. The coding region runs from base 249 to 776 and encodes 175 amino acids. The record is from RefSeq and is a predicted model, not a curated record. NCBI's taxonomy places the organism in Eukaryota, Metazoa, Chordata, Mammalia, Primates, Cercopithecidae.